GCCAGUGGCGUGUGCGCCUGCGCACUGGUACGCGAAGACAAAGCUGCAACGACUAGGAGUCGUUCGCUGCCUGUGAGCCAGCAAUGGCGUGUGCGGUUGUGCUGUCGCUUGGGCUGGGGCUGCUGCUUGUGUCUGCGCCACUCGAGGUUCUCGGAGAGUGCCCCAGCUGCCAACUCCGAGCACACUCAGGGCACCGCGCCCAGGUCGGCCCUGGGGCCACCGAACCCUGGCGGCGACUGGCGCCCAAGGAGCAGCGUGAGCGGGCCCGGGCGCUACCGUGGGGGGCGCUGUACACUGCAGGCGUCGUGGCCUUUGUGCUAUACAAGUGUUUGCAGGGCAAAGAUGAGGUUGCAGAUCUCCAAGAGAAAGGCAAGAAGGAACCACUGCAGUCAGACCAGCAGCUGGCCCAGCUGAUACAACAGCUGGCUCAGACUGAGCAGCACCUGAACAACCUGAUGGCCCAGCUGGACCCCCUUUUCGAGCAUGUGACUGCUCUGGUUGGAACCCAGCGGGACCUUUUGGAUAAGAAACUACAGACCGUUCACCAGCUUCUCCAAGACCACAAACCAGAAAAGGGUGUGGAAGCUCCAGAGUCAGAGGCCAGCAUACCCUUUCCUGAAGAUUUUCAAAUAGAGGAGGAGGAAGAAGAGGCUGGUGACAGCGUGGCCUGGAAGGAGCCUGUAAACUGGAGCACGGAGACUUGGAACCUAGCUACUUCCUGGCAAGUGGAACAAGAACUAAGGAGAAGAUGCAGCAAGCCUGUGACAGAGGGUCUCAGGCACAGCCCCAUCCAAGAAGGAAAGACAGCCCCUGAUGGUCUAGUAAAACCAAGUUUAUUCUUGUGAGUGGA
Cavia porcellus (domestic guinea pig) is the source of this 850-nucleotide messenger RNA. RefSeq names its product coiled-coil domain containing 107 (gene Ccdc107). Lineage: Eukaryota; Metazoa; Chordata; Mammalia; Rodentia; Caviidae. The record is from RefSeq and is a predicted model, not a curated record. The coding region runs from base 84 to 845 and encodes 253 amino acids. The transcript has 6 exons.